CGGUGGUCGCCAUAGAAUAUUACAUUAUCAGGAAGGAGGAAGUUGUGCGGUCCUUAGGCAACUAAUAUGCUUAAGGUGUCUGGAAAGUCACAGGCAGAGAGCACUGGUACUCAGGAACUACUGGAUGCUAUGUCCAAUGACCAAAUGCACCUGGUCCGCUUUAUUGUUGAUGCUCUGGAUGGAAAGAUAGUUAACACACGUGGGGGAGAGUUGAGCCGGACACCACUUAUCUGCAGCGCUCUUCUCCCAGAACAACAGGCCCGACAACGCUACAUGCAGCUCCUCCUGGACAAGGGUGCGGAAGUGAACAGCCGGGACCGAGCAGGUCGCACCGCACUCAGCUAUUCCUGUGAGAGAGGGCAUCUACAGGAGGUGAAACUGCUGGUGCAACGUGGAGCCGACCCAGAGCUGUCUGACUUGUGGGGAAACACUGCCCUCAUUUAUGCGUCAGUGUCUGGACAUGCCUCAGUCUUGGACUUCCUUGCCAGAGCAUUUAAACGGCUAGGCUUACAGAUUGACCGAGCCAACCGUGUGGGGAAUUCCGCUUUGGAUGUGGCAAGAUACCUUGGGCACAGGGAGUGUGAGCUUGUGCUGAGUGGGGGUAAUUUUGGACAUAAAACAGAGGAUCAUCACCUCUCUCGAGUCACCUGGAAUGAGCUACAGAGUGGGUCCCACAGAUCUGCCCAUCAUUUUCUUUUGGGAAGGAGUCGUUCACUGGCCUCUCACCGACACAUUGAUUCAAUGGACUCUAUAGAGGAGGAAGAUGGAGACAAAGGCAGUUGCUCCUCAAGCUCUUCUGGACUUGGGUUUUCCAAUGUGCUGAACCCUAGGCCACGCUCCUGGAGUCUUCAGUAUGGGGGCCAUAUUGGGGAGCGCAAGGAGCUUGGCCUACACCUACCAGCACUUAGCAGUGCAUCCAUCCAAAUUUCCACCAGCCUCUACUCUCCACGGCCUGGGAAACAGCAUGUACCUGCCCUCACUCCCCUACCGGGACCACUAGGCAUUCUACUGACACCACUGUCUGCUAACCCUCAUUCUGCCUCUCAAGGAACUGAAGACCAGUUCCAUGGGUGUUUAAAAGACCCAAGCCUUCGAAGAUUUAAUGACACUUAUUACCGAAAGAGAAGCAGCCUUCCUUCCACUCUACUGGCUCCAGUGCCACCAGACAGAGAACUUCUAGGAUCACGCACAAAGGAUACUACAAGUUGUAAGCCUUCUACUGGAUCAAGUAACCCGUUUACUGUACUGGGGAACAAGCUAUUAAGACGCUUCACAUUUCCAGAAUUCAAAAAGCAGCAAGCACCAGCUAGAAGCAGUGGAAAGGGCUCUUCUGCCACCAAGGCAACUGGACCUAGAGUGAUGGCAAGGUCAGAAACUUUCCCUGUUGGCAAAAACCACCCGCAGGUGGUCAGCAAGCCCAGUGUAGACAGCAUCAGCAGCGUGAAGUGUGAAUUUGAUUUCCAGCAGCAGAAUAGCUCUUCUUGAUCUAAUCUUCUGCCAAAACAGAACCAUUUCUCUGACUCUAAAAAAGAAUCCCGAAAAACUGCCUAAAUUCUAUUUUAUAAGACCCUACAAAGGCUAUCUCAUAUCCUGUAGACAAAAAAAAACAUUAUUGAAAAUGAUAUCCCUGGAAAAAUCUGAAAAUGCUUGUUUAAAUUAGAAUGUAUGACAAUACAUGGAAUGUUUCACUAUUCUUGGAUUUGUGGAGAAUUGACAAGGAAACUGAAAAUCGUGCAACAAAACUGAGACAGAUUUUGAUUGGGAUCUAUCAGUUUUGGCCUACAAUCUGCCAUCUCCUUGUAAAUGUUCUACAAUUCCCAAUUCAGUGAAAAAAAAACACAAUUUAAAAUGAGUAGAAUUCAUUUUUUUUCAUAUUUGCUUUUACAACAUUUCUUUUUGACUAUUUAACUGCCAUAGUGUUACUUUGGCUGGGACUAAGGGUAAUUCAAAGA
Messenger RNA from Pelobates fuscus (common spadefoot toad), 1952 nucleotides. RefSeq lists its product as uncharacterized. Gene Ontology annotation, biological process: negative regulation of cell population proliferation; regulation of G1/S transition of mitotic cell cycle; regulation of cyclin-dependent protein serine/threonine kinase activity. The record is from RefSeq and is a predicted model, not a curated record. Bases 67 to 1485 code for a protein of 472 amino acids. Gene Ontology annotation, molecular function: protein kinase binding; cyclin-dependent protein serine/threonine kinase inhibitor activity. The transcript has 2 exons. Gene Ontology annotation, cellular component: cytoplasm; nucleus. NCBI's taxonomy places the organism in Eukaryota, Metazoa, Chordata, Amphibia, Anura, Pelobatidae.